This is a messenger RNA of Pongo pygmaeus (Bornean orangutan), 2805 nucleotides long. RefSeq names its product small ribosomal subunit protein uS5-like. The coding region runs from base 745 to 1473 and encodes 242 amino acids. Gene Ontology annotation, cellular component: cytosolic small ribosomal subunit; ribosome. The record is from RefSeq and is a predicted model, not a curated record. NCBI's taxonomy places the organism in Eukaryota, Metazoa, Chordata, Mammalia, Primates, Hominidae. Gene Ontology annotation, biological process: translation. Gene Ontology annotation, molecular function: structural constituent of ribosome; RNA binding. The transcript has a single exon.
CUCACGUCUGUAAUCCCAGCCCUUUGGGAAGCAGAGGCGGAUGGAUCAUCUGAGCUCAGGAGUUUGAGAUCAGCCUGGCCAACAUGGUGAAACCCCGUCUCUACUAAAAAUACAAAAAUUAGCCGGAUGUGGUGGCAUACACCUGUAAUCCCAGCUACUCAGGAGGCUGAGGCAGGAAAAUUGCUUGAACCCGGGAGGCAGAGGUUGCAGCGAGCCAAGAUCGCACCACUGCACUCCAGCCUGCGUGAGAAGAGCGAAACUCCAUCUCAAAGAAAAAAAAAAAGAAUAUAUGUUAAAUUAGAGGCUCUAAGCCCACUUGGUAAACAGAGGCAACAAUGCUGACAAAUAAUGUUAAAUUAUGUUAUUUCACUAAAGUUUUAAAUAUGGACAAAAAUAUACAAAAAUUAACACAAAAUGGAUUAAAAACUAAAUGUUAACAUCUGAAAACCAUAAAACUAGAAGAAAACAUAGGGGAAAAUCUUCAUGACACUGGACUAAGUGAUGAUUUCUUGGCUAUGACACCAAAAGCACACAUGCACAACAAAAACAAAAACAGACGCUUCUCUGAGAAAACACCAAAUGGCGGAUGACGCUGGUGGCGGCCGGCGGUGGGGAUCGCCUGGGAUGGGGAAACGCGGUGGCUUCCGCGGAGGUUUUGGCAGUGGCAUCCGGGGCCGGGGCCGGGGCUGAGGCCGCGGCUGAGGCUGCAGAGCUCAUGGAGGCAAGGCCAAGGAUAAGGAGUGGAUGCCUAUCACCAAGCUGGGCCGCCUGGUCAAGCACAUGAAGAUCAAGUCCCUGGAGGAGAUCUAUGUCUUCUCCCUGCCCAUGAAGGAAUCUGAGAUCACUAACUUUUUCCUGGGGGCCUCUCUCAAGGACAAGGUUUUGAAGAUUAUGCCGGUGCAGAAGCAGACCCGCGCUGGCCAGCGCACCAGGUUCAAGAUGUUUGUUGCCAUUGUGGACUACAAUGGCCACAUCGGUCUGGGUGUUAAGUGCUCCAAGGAGGUUGCCACUGCCAUCCACGGGGCCAUCAUCCUGGCCAAGCUCUCUAUUGUCCUUGUGCACAGAGGCUACUGGGGGAACAAGAUCAGCAAGCCCCACACCAUCCCUUGCAAGGCGACAGGCCGCCACGGCUCUGUGCUGGUGCGCCUCAUCCCCACGCCCAGAGGCACUGGCAUCCUCUCAGUGCCUGUACCCAAGAAGCUGCUCAUGAUGGCUGGUAUUGAUGACUGCUAUACCUUAGCCAGGGGCUGCACUGCCACCCUGGGUAACUAUACCAAGGACACCUUUCAUGCCGUCUCUAAGACCUACAGCUACCUGAUCCUCGACCUCUGGAAGGAGACUGUAUUCAUCAAGUCUUCCUGUCAGGAAUUCACUGACUACCUCGUCAAGACCCACACCAGAGUCUCCAUGCAGAGGACCCAGGCUCCAGCUGUGGCUACAACACAGGGUUUUUAUACAAGAAAAAUAAAGUGAAUUAAGCCUGAGGAAAAAAAAAAAAAAAAGACUACAGUCAUAUCACUUAACAAUGGGACACAUUCUGAGAAAUGCAUUGUUAGCUAUUUUGCUGCUGUGCGAACAUCAGAGUGUACUUACACAAACCUAGGUAGUAUACAUUUUUAUUUAUAUUUUUUUCACAUGGAAAACCAAAUGUCCCAGCACCAUCACUGAAUAUUAAUCAUUUCCUCUACUUGAUCUACAACGCAGUAUGCUCUAUUAUAAUCUUACGGGCCCACUGUCAUAUAUUUGGUCCAUCACUGACCAAAAUGUCAUCACGUAGCACAUGACUAUACAUUAAACUUAAAAACUUUGGCACAGCAAAGACGAUCAACAGAGUAAAAAGGCAACCCAAAGAAUGGGAAAAAAUAUUUGCAAACCAUAUAUUGAAUAAGAGGUUAAUAGUCAGAAUACAAAGAACCACUAGAACUCAAUCACAAAAAAAAAUAGCCUAAUUUAAAAAUGGGCAAAGCCGGGAUCAUGCCACUGCACUCCAGCCUGGGCAAGAAAGAAGAUCCUGUCUCAAAAAAAUAAAAUAACUUAAAAGUAAAUAAAUAAAUGGGCAAAGCAUGAAUAGACAUUUCUCCAAAGAUUAUAUACAAAUGGCCAGCAAGCAUAUGAAAAGAUGCUCAACAUCACUAAUCAUCAGGAAAAUGCACAUCAAAAACACAAUGAGAUAUCACCUUAAACCAAUUAGAAUGACCACUAUCAAAACAACAACAACAAAUAACAAGUGUUACCGAGGAUGUGAAGAAAUUGGAACCCUUAUGCACCGUUGGCAGGCAUGUAAAAUGGUACAGCUGGUAUAGAAACCGGUAUGAAAGUUCUUCAAAAUAAGACUACCAUAUGAUCCAGGAAUCUCACUUUUAGGUAUAUAUCCAAAAGAACUGAUAGCAAGGAUCUUGAAGAGAUAUUUGCACACUCAUGUUCAUUACUGCAUUUAUUGACAACAGGCAAAAUGUAAGAGCAACCUUCAAUGUCCAUCAAUGUAUGAAUGGAUAAAGAAAUGUGAAUAGCCACGUGCAGUAAUCCCAGCACUUUGGGAGGCCGAGGCGAGUGGAUCACUUGAGGUCUGGAGUUCGAGACCAGCCUGACCAACAUGGUGAAACCCUGUCUCUACUAAAAAUACAAAAAUUAGCCAGGUGUGGUGGUGUGUGCCUGUAAUCCCAGCUACUCGGGAGGCUGAGGCAGGAGAAUCACUUGAACUUGGGAGGCAGAGGCUGCGGUGAACCGAGAUCAAGCCACUGCACUCCUGCCUGGGCAACAGAGCGAGACUGUCUCAAAAAAAAAAAAAAGAAAAAAGAAAAGUGA